This is a messenger RNA of Prorocentrum cordatum, 1776 nucleotides long. NCBI's taxonomy places the organism in Eukaryota, Dinophyceae, Prorocentrales, Prorocentraceae. The record is from the annotation of a GenBank genome assembly.
AUGGGGGGCACCGUGCUGAUGGGGUCGACGCUGAGCGGCGCCCAGGCCCGCAGGAUAGCCUCGAUGGCGGCGGCCGCCGUCGUCGACGAGUGGGCCGCGCCGAGCUCGGCACCCAGCGCGGCCCUGCAGGCCUUCCUGAAGUUCCCGGAGGCGCUCGCCCGCGUGCUGCCGCGGGCCACGGUGCGCUUCCGGCUGCGCGCCUGGCUGCGAGACGGGUGCGAGAGCGUGGAGAGCGACCUGCGGACCAGGGCUGCGCGCCUGGGGACGCUGCCGCCCACCCUGUUCGUCUGCUCGCAGGAUGACCUCCUCCUGCCCUCGCGGGCCGAGGGCGAGCGCCUUCUGCCCCUGCUGCGGGCGCGCUGCGGUGGCCGCGCGGAGCUGAUCCGGCUGCCAGGCGCGGGCCACGCGCCGCUGUCGGACCCCAGGCUGGACCUGGCCAAGCUGAUCCGAGAGUCCACCGUCGGAGCCGGCGCGAAGAAGCCGGUGGACUACGUGGGCAGCUACGAGGCGCCCACCCUGCAGCAGGUCGAGGAGGGCUCCGAGGGCGUGGAGGGCCUCGCGUCGACCUUUUCCCCCGUCUUCCUCAGCACGAGCGGUGACGGCACCCGGAGCUUCGGCCUCGACGGCGUGCCGGACCCGAGCGAGCUUGGGCGCCCGGUGCUGCUGGUCGGGAACCACCAGCUCCUCGCGCUGGACCUCGGCCCGCUCGUGCGGGAGUUCCUGGUCGAGAAGGGCUUCACGCCUCGGGGCCUGGCGCACCCGACCAACUUCCCCGAGCUCUUCCCCGCGGCCCGGAGGGGCUCGCGGUGGUGGGGGGACGCGGCCGGCCUGCCCUUCGAGCUGCGCGCCGCGGCCCGCGCCUCCCUCGAGGUGGCGCGCGGCUUCCUGGAGCCGGAGGGGGGCGACGGCCGCGAAGGCCAGGGCAAAGGCAAAGGCGGAGGCCGUGGCAAGGGCAAGGGCAGGGGCCGUGGCGGCGCGGGAGCGGGGCCCGCGGAUGCUGGCGGCCUCUUCGGCGGCAAUUUCCGCCAGUGGGGCGCAGUGCCGGUGACGCCCCGCAACUUCAUCAAGCUGCUGCAGCAGGGGGAGGCGGUGCUCCUCUUCCCCGGUGGCGCGGCGGAGGCGCUGUCCAGGCCUCGCGACAAGUACAAGCUGCAGUGGCCCGACAAGACCGACUUCGUGCGGGCCGCCGCCAAGUACGACGCGGUGGUGGUGCCCUUCGGUGGUGUAGGAUCUGCGGACAACCUGCAGGACCUGCCGGAGAACUGGGGUCCGCUCGAGACCGUCCGCUCGCUGCUCCCAAUGGGGCUGGGCGGGCGGUUCACCGAGGCCGAGGCCGAAACAGCGAAGAGCACCAUGGAGCGGUGGUCUCCCGAUGGCAUCGGCAGCGCCGAGUCCUCCAGGAUGCAGCUGCGGCUCCCAGAGGCGCUCCCGCAGACGAAGCUCUCCACGCAGGCGUCCGCCGGACUCGGCGACCGCUUCUACUUCAGCUUCGGCCGUCCUUUCGACCUGAAGGACUUGGACCCGCAGGAUGCGGACGGCUGCGCCAGGACGUACUCUGACUUGAGGGCCUCAGUCGAGGGCGAGAUCGACUGGCUCCUCCGGGCACGCACGAAGGAUCCUUAUCGCGAUGUCCUGCGCCGCCAGGUCUACGAGAGGAUCGCAAAUGCCGGCGGCGGGGGUCCGCCGAGGAGGAUCAAGGCGGGGCCCAACAAGGGCGGCAUUAUCCGGAGCUACGGGCAGCGGGCCCCGAGCUUCAAGCUCGAGGGGGUGGCGUGA